Messenger RNA from Aspergillus niger, 297 nucleotides. RefSeq lists its product as hypothetical. The transcript has 2 exons. The coding region runs from base 1 to 297 and encodes 98 amino acids. Lineage: Eukaryota; Fungi; Ascomycota; Eurotiomycetes; Eurotiales; Aspergillaceae. The record is from RefSeq and is a predicted model, not a curated record.
AUGACACCGACUGGAGAAACCUCCGUUCGAUCAAGAGAUUGUUGCAUUCGAGAUAGUCCGGCGAGGAGUCAAUUGAUUUGUACUGGCGCUUUCACACAUCCAAUGCUCCAAAAUGUUCAGUUUGGAACACUUGGGAUGCGGUACACUGAGCGCAAGCACUGCGACCUCGGGUUAAGUCCGAGUGGGCGCGUACGUGGCUCAAAUGGGAUUCUGGAAUACGGCAUCAUGCCCGUCGGCCAUAACUACUGGUUGCGUCUACCGUUGGGAGCGGGGAAUGUUCAAUCGGCAGUUCACUAA